UUUGAUGUUUUUUUUUUCGAAAACAAAAAACAAUUUUGACGACGACGGCGACAUCGAGUCGUUUGAUUUCUGAUCCACUGGUGCCUGACGAGCUCUUGCAAGUCCAAACAUGUCGCAACAACGCGCCACAGAACUUAACAAUGUGAUUGACUUGGACGAUGACGAAGAAGAUGAGGACGUGCAAUUUGUGGGAGUCGUCCGCCCGCUUACCACCACCAUUGAUCUCUGCCUGUCGCCCUCCACUUCCGCGGCGGCUGCAGCUCGUUCGCUGAUCGGAGAGGGGACAGGAAGUGUAGCAGGAACUUUGGCCAGGGCUGCCGCAGUUGCUCCUCAUCAGGAUACUUUGUCUCCUACUGGCACCACGCCCCCAGCGGUUGCUUCAGCCCCCACAACGCCAGAAGCAUCAGGGAAAAGCAUCAACGUGGAAGCAGCAACCACUUCUUCUGGCGAGGGUUCCUCAUUACCAUCAUCUGCUGUUGCUCUGGAGUGCCCCAUCUGCUUGCAAACCUGCAUCCAUCCAGCGCGACUCCCCUGUGGCCACAUCUUUUGUUUCUUGUGUGUUAAGGGUGUUGCCUAUAAAAAUAGACGCUGUGCAAUGUGCCGUCGAGAGAUUCCCGCCGAGUUCCUGGACCAUCCUCAGCUGGUAAACGGCAUUGAGGACAUCUGCGCCACACGAGCGACGGAAGACGGUUACCAGUGGUACUAUGAGGGCAGGAACGGUUGGUGGCAAUACGAUGAUCGCACUAGUCAGGACAUCGAGGAGGCCUUCAAGAAGGGCGACAAGUCAUGUACCAUCUUAGUGGCCGGCUAUGUCUACAUUGUGGAUUUGGAGCAGCUCGUCCAGCAACGCCAAAACGAACCCACUCGCUGCCGCCGGGUUAAGCGGGAUCUGGCCACCAUACCGAAGAAGGGGGUGGCCGGUCUCCGGAUCGAGGGAAAUCAGGUGACCAGUGACACCGUCUUCAGUAGACCAACCAGCACAGCCUCUCCAGCCACCGUGGCAGCAGCUGCCUCCAGUUUUAUAUCGACGAUUGCAGCAACGGAUGCGGCCAUUAGGAUAGCCAGCGACAUUAUUGGCUCUACGCUGGCGCAUGCGGAUGAGCUCACCCGAGGAUUGGCAGCCAGCAACAUCAGCGAUGACCCCAGCAGCAGCAGCAGUAGCAGCGGUGAGCAAACCAAUCCCACAAAUCCGCAGAUCGCCGGACGCUCGCCUGCCUCCUCGCCGCCCUCAAGUUCGAUUCAGGAUCUCAUCACGCAAGACUUGAGAAACACACAGCAGGUGAUUGCCCACAAUCAGCACACCAUAGAUCUCUUCGAGCAGGCCUUGAACGACUUCCAGGCACUAACCAUGCGCAACUACGUGGACACCAGCGAUGAGGAAGAUGAGAACGGUGCUCAGGACCAGGAUCGAGAGCAGGAGCGUGAGCAGUUGGAGGCGGGCGAGCAGUCAAAGUCCGCCGAUAAACACCAGGGAUUCUAGAUGCUAGCUUAGCCCUUUAGCUUAAACCUGAAGAAAAGAUCAAUGUUCCUUCAGCAGAUUUCACUAUACGGAAAAGGGAAUGUUACCUAGAGCAAUGCAGCGCGUACCUGAAAACACAUAUAUCAACUAACAUAAGGAGCGUUGAACAGGAACAGAGUAGAGAGGGAAUGUCCAUACAGGGUAUACCAACAUCACAUAUUAAUAUGUAAACAAAAAGGGAUAUCAGUGGAAGGCAUAGCAAUAGUUUAUAGUAUUUUCAACACCAGUUGAAACUGUUAUUAUAAGGGUUUGGUUUAACCCUAAAACAGAGGAGUGUACAUUUUCUUAAAAAAAAAAACACAAGACUUCAUUGAAUUAUCCCAUAAAUUCUGAUAUUUUUUACGUACAAAAAUAAGUUUCCUAACUGCACACAUUUUUCGUACCUCUCUAAUAAUUGAAAAGACAUUGCUGUAUUAUUAAGGGGAUGUCAAAGUUCCCCCUCAUUCCCUCACUUAAAUAUUCGGUUCCUCGAAAGUCCCGCCUCGUUGCAAGCUCGUAGAAGACGAAGAAGCAACCACCAGGAAAGCGUAGUGUGAAAACGACAAUACACAUGAUUUGGGUUCCACUUAACAGGGGUGUAAAGACUCCACUUGAUUGAUUUUCAGUGCGUUUCUUCAAUGAGAACGACUUUCCUUUUGUUUCAGACUAAUUGCAUUUACCAAAACUCGCUCUUAGAACUUAAAGAAAAACACACCCACUGCACUUUCGGUUCGAAAUCUUCCACAUUUUCGAAGCGCACUGUCAAAUUAAGAGAGAAUCUAACCCAGUAUUAAUUAUUAAGCCGCCGUUAAGUGCGUUAAGCAAACAAGUUCUGUGACAGUUGAAUAUAUUGAUAUUUGUAUUAAGUUAACAUAUAGAACUAUUAAAAAAAUAAAUAAACGGGUAGUAGCAGUAGAAAUGAUCAUUGAUAACGUUUAGGUAUAUUAUGUGCUCCAGAGGAUAUACUUGCAUACAAACGCUUAAUUUAAUAAUCUCAAUUUUGUGACUACUAUUUAUAGAUUCGUUUUCGA
Drosophila kikkawai is the source of this 2529-nucleotide messenger RNA. It is a transcript of the gene Rnf146, whose product is annotated as Ring finger protein 146. Gene Ontology annotation, biological process: Wnt signaling pathway; ubiquitin-dependent protein catabolic process. NCBI's taxonomy places the organism in Eukaryota, Metazoa, Arthropoda, Insecta, Diptera, Drosophilidae. Gene Ontology annotation, molecular function: ubiquitin protein ligase activity; zinc ion binding; poly-ADP-D-ribose binding. Gene Ontology annotation, cellular component: nucleus; cytoplasm. The record is from RefSeq and is a predicted model, not a curated record.